Molecule: messenger RNA, 608 nt
Organism: Drosophila subpulchrella
Lineage: Eukaryota; Metazoa; Arthropoda; Insecta; Diptera; Drosophilidae
Gene: Obp57c
Product: general odorant-binding protein 57c
Exons: 2
Coding region: 100-546 (148 amino acids)
Biological process (GO): sensory perception of smell
Molecular function (GO): odorant binding
Source: RefSeq, a predicted model, not a curated record
UGCUUUUCUCGGGCUAACAGUUUAUUGCGAGGUGCUUACUGCGAAGGGGAAGCACAUGUCCAUUUUCAUCUUGAAACAGAUUCUGCGAGUUAUUAGAUAAUGUUCACGUUAGGGGUCUUAUUCAUCUUGGCUGCCAUCGUGGUUCUCGCCCAGAGUAUUCCCUUUCUCGAGGAGAGCAACACGGUGUCCGAAUGUCUGGCCUCCAAUAAUAUCAGCCAGGCCGAGUUCCAGGAACUCAUAGAGCGCAGCUCUGAAGAGGAUGAUCUCGAGAACACCGAGAAAAGAUACAAAUGUUUCGUCCACUGCCUGGCUAAGAAGGGAAAUCUUCUGGACUCAAAUGGCUACUUGGAUGUGGAAAAGAUUGACCAACUCGAACCUGUGACCGCUGAUCUCCGCGAAGUUCUCUACGACUGCAAGAAAAUGCACGAUGAUGAGCAAGAUUUGUGUGAAUAUGCUUUUAAGAUGGUGACUUGUCUGACGGAUAACUUGGAGCAGAGCGACGAGGUCACCGAAGCGGAGAAAAAUACAAACAAAUUAAAUGAAUAAUCGAGCAAAAACUGGUUAAGCAACUUAAAAGCAAUUGUUUUGCGCCAGUGGGAAAUUCACAA